AUGUCGGCGGCGGCCGCGGCCCGGGACGGGCUCGGGGAGGGCGCGGGCGGCGCCGCGAGAGGCGGCGAUGGCGGCGGGGGAGGGAUCCUGAACCGCUUCGUGCAGCUGCCGGGCAGGCCGCGGGUGGCGGGCCACAGGUGCCCCCCGGCCAGGAGCGGCCAUCGCUGCGUGGCCGACAGUUCCAACCUCUACGUCUUUGGGGGCUACAACCCCGACUACGAUGAGUCCGGAGGGCCGGAGAACGAGGACUACCCCCUCUUCAGGGAGCUCUGGAGGUACAACUUCGCCACAGACACCUGGCACCAGAUGGGCACCGAAGGCUACAUGCCCCGGGAGCUGGCCUCCAUGUCACUCGUUUUACACGGCAACAACCUCCUGGUUUUUGGGGGCACCGGGAUCCCCUUUGGAGAGAGCAACGGGAACGACGUCCACGUGUGCAACGUCAAGUACAAGAGAUGGGCUCUGCUCAGCUGCCGCGGCAAGAAACCCAACCGCAUCUACGGCCAGGCCAUGGCCAUCAUCAACGGCUCUCUCUACGUGUUUGGGGGCACGACCGGGUACAUUUACAGCACUGACCUCCACAAGCUGGACCUCAACACCCGCGAAUGGAUCCAGCUGAAGCCGAACAAUAUGUCCUGUGACAUGCCAGAGGAGAGGUACAGACACGAAAUUGCUCACGAUGGUCAACGGAUUUACAUCCUGGGAGGUGGAACUUCCUGGACAGCUUAUUCCUUGGAUAAGAUCCACGCCUACAACCUGGAAACCAACACCUGGGAGGAGAUCACCACAAAACCUCACGAGAAAGUCGGCUUCCCAGCAGCCAGAAGAUGCCACAGCUGUGUCCAGAUAAAAAAUGAUGUGUUCGUGUGCGGGGGCUACAACGGGGAGGUGAUUCUGGGAGACGUUUGGAAGCUGAAUCUCCAAACUUUCCAGUGGGCCAAGCUCCCAGCUGCGAUGCCGGAGCCCGUGUACUUCCACUGCGCCGCUGUCACGCCGGCUGGCUGCAUGUACGUCCACGGAGGGGUGGUCAACAUCCACGAAAACAAACGGACUGGCUCCCUGUUCAAAAUGUGGCUGGUGGUGCCCAGCCUGCUGGAACUGUGCUGGGAGAAGCUCCUGGAAUCUUUCCCUCACCUAGCAACUCUCUCCAGAUGCCAGCUUUUGCACCUCGGACUGACGCAGGGACUCGUGGAGCGGCUAAAAUGAGAAACGCCUCCCGCUUCUGUCCGAGACUCGGCACGCCUGGAAGAAUUCCCCACCCCCUUAUUUAUGGAUUCCACGGAUGGUCUCGCUAAGAACACGGAGGAACCUGCUCAAGGCCUUACUCAGCAAAAAUACAUCGAUGCCUUUCCAGACGUUGUUACUUUUAGUCAUUGGAGGGGAAAAAAAAAAAGGAAAAAAAAAAAAAAACCACCCCACAACAAUCCCCUUUUUAUUUAUGGAGCUCUAAGUCAAAAAAAAAGCGUUUUCCGAGACUAAGCAGCCAACCAGCCGUCAGCGCAACGCUUGCAAAUUAAUUGGGGAGCUUAAGGAGCUGCCGAAUGUCCGAGCCUGUGCUUACACACGCCCGCCUCCUCCUCGCCGCUUCCACCCCCGCAUCCAGCGAGGAACCGUGCGCUGCGGAACCGCCGCCGGUCUCUUCUUUGGCUUUGGAGAACCCCAUCCCUGCCACCCAGCUGAGCUCCCCCUCUCCAAACCCGCCCCGUUUCCUUCGGCCCUGCAUGCGUUUCCGUGGGCGCCUCCCCAUCCCCGAGCCUCCGGAGACGGCUGGAACGUCGCCCUGCAGCUUUUUCCCUGCUGCUGUGUGUCUGUGUUUUCUCCUUCCCCUUUUUCCUGCCUGAAAGGUUUGCUUGGAAGACCGGGAAAAAGUUGCCACUUGCGGGGGGGCUACGGUGUUGUUUGCUGGGGGUGGGGAGGGAAGAGGUUUGCCUGUGAGGCUUUUUGAACCUUUAUCUGCUGGCUUUGCACCCGGAACGAGCGACAGUAAAAACUCACCUCCCCGUAGAUUUCAGAGCUCUUUGAACCUGCUCAGCCAAGCCCUGGGUCUCAGCAGCUCCCAGCUUUUGGUUUGCCUUCCUCCCACACGUCCCGAAUUGGCCUUUUUCUUCUUGUUUCGCGUUCCCCUGAGGGUGGGAGAUGGGAUUUAAAGCCGGGUUGGGGGAGCGGCUUCGUGGAUCGCUCAAGCUCGGGAAAUACGGCGUCCAAAAAAGAGGAGAGGGAACAUCUCUCCCUCCUGGUGGGAGCAGGGAUUGUCUGUGCACAGGAAAGGGUGGCUCUGGUCCUCCUGUGCUCUCUACACUGAAUUUAAGUGGCCACUGAGCUUUUAAGCAGCUCCAGGCGUGAGGUUCGUGCAAAAUCCUUUUCAGUUGGAGCCCAUUUUUAAGUGCCUUUUGUUUUUAAAAAUCAGCUUUUCCCUUGAUGCUUUCCUCUUCAUCAAAGGCAGAGGUCACACUCUGGGGUUUUAGUUUCUUUUUAAGAGAUUGCAUUUGUGUUUAAAUAAACCAUAGCUUUGUCUUCAUGUUGUUACUCCAAA
Messenger RNA from Hirundo rustica (Barn swallow), 2533 nucleotides. RefSeq names its product kelch domain containing 10 (gene KLHDC10). Bases 1 to 1206 code for a protein of 401 amino acids. Lineage: Eukaryota; Metazoa; Chordata; Aves; Passeriformes; Hirundinidae. Gene Ontology annotation, biological process: positive regulation of stress-activated MAPK cascade. The record is from RefSeq and is a predicted model, not a curated record. Gene Ontology annotation, molecular function: protein binding. The transcript has 9 exons.